AUGUUUCCCAAGGGCCCCGACUCGGAACUCAGGAAGGACGAGAACCCCCUGGUGGAAGCCCUCUUCAACUAUCAGAUGAUCCAUAUCGAGGCCUACGUGGUGCAUGUCGACAUGGUGUCCCAAAACGAGGUGGCCUUCAAAUUGACCCCGGAGACUAUCGAAGCCUUGGUAGAGUUCCACAAAGACGUGUACUCGGUCGACACCGCCGCCAGUACCUGGGAUUGGGCGGACAAGGAUACCCAGCUCAAGAAACUACAAGAGGAGUUCGUCCAGGCCAUCAACAAGUUUGUCUACCGGACAAGUGUGCAAGCCCUUGAAGGGUUGGAGGAGGAUGGUGCUGGAGAACUGCUCGGGGGACGGAGUGAGGAUGCGAAGACGGCGAUCUCCAACCUUUUCGUCCCAUUACUUCCCCCGCCUCCCCGGGUAGUUGAUGUUCUCCGGUCGACACCCCUCCUCCCCAGUUCGACCGGACCGGAAACAUGGUGGCAUGAUCCCGUGCAGCAUUCCGUGUCGAUGGACUCGUGGAAAGUACUGCCAUCCAGCCCAGCAACGGCCAGUACGGGCGAUUCUAACCCUAAUCUAUGGGCCAGCCUGAAUAGCAUGAGUGAGGUUCCGCUUGCUUCGCCAACACCAUCCUACAGCCAACCGUCCUACAGUCCGCCAUACACCACCUCGCCGUACAACGCCACACAGUUCUACAGCGCCGCUGCCACUGCGACGUCCCUCGCGGCUCUCCCGCUACCGAGCAUGUUGGUACAACCUUGCAGCACUGCAGCCAACAUGGUGGGAUUCGGCUGGGACCGAUGCCAGGAUUUCGCACUUCCAUACGGCGCAACGAUGUAA
Messenger RNA from Aspergillus terreus NIH2624, 843 nucleotides. RefSeq lists its product as uncharacterized. The transcript has a single exon. The coding region runs from base 1 to 843 and encodes 280 amino acids. NCBI's taxonomy places the organism in Eukaryota, Fungi, Ascomycota, Eurotiomycetes, Eurotiales, Aspergillaceae. The record is from RefSeq and is a predicted model, not a curated record.